Gavialis gangeticus (Gharial) is the source of this 3557-nucleotide messenger RNA. It is a transcript of the gene SOCS6, whose product is annotated as suppressor of cytokine signaling 6. Gene Ontology annotation, biological process: regulation of growth; protein ubiquitination; intracellular signal transduction. Bases 446 to 2047 code for a protein of 533 amino acids. The transcript has 2 exons. Gene Ontology annotation, molecular function: 1-phosphatidylinositol-3-kinase regulator activity. Lineage: Eukaryota; Metazoa; Chordata; Crocodylia; Gavialidae. The record is from RefSeq and is a predicted model, not a curated record. Gene Ontology annotation, cellular component: phosphatidylinositol 3-kinase complex.
AAACCGAGCACAAAUGGGCCUCUGCUUCCCUUCGGGCCCUAGGCAUGUGCCUAGCUUGCCUCUGUGUUAGCUCAGCCCGGAGCAUUUGGGGAGGCCGCGGGAUGCGGCAGAGAGCAAGCCUUCUCCCCCGGAGACGCAAACACGGGGCGUGGGGGAGGGGGCGGACAGUGUCGGGAGCGGGGGAGGCCUCAGCAGCGCUUGGGGCUGGGUCUCAUCCCAGCCAUGUGCACCGAGCGCGGCGCCGAGGGCCGGCUCCCCUCCCCGGGAGGACGGAGGAGGAGGAGGAUGAAGAGAAGCAGAGGGCAGAGCAGCUGCGGAGGAAAUGGCUCUUGAAGUUAAAUGAGGCUGGAUAAAACACAUAAAUGAAUCAAAGACUGCUCUACAUGUGUUAGGGCUAAAAAUACCAGAAGCAUCGCUGAUCAGCCAGUCCUGGUAACUUGUCAUAAUGAAGAAAAUUAGUCUCAAAACAAUUCGCAAGUCCUUUAACUUAAAUAAAAGCAAAGAUGAAAGUGACUUUGUAGUGGUUCAGCAGCCGUCAUUAAGUGAAUUUGGAAAAGAUGACUCCUUGUUUGGCAGCUGUUAUGGUAAAGAUUUGGCUAGCUGUGAAGUCAACAGUGAGGAUGAAAAAGGCAAAAAUAGAUCAAAAAGUGAAAGCUUAAUGGGUACGUUAAAAAGGAGGCUUUCCGCGAAACAAAAGCAGAAAGGCAAAGGUAGCACGCCAUCUGUAAGCUCUGCUGAUGACGACACCUUUUCUUCCUCAUCUGCUCCAAUAACCUUCAAAGAUGUGAGAGCUCAAAGACCAUUAAGAUCCACAUCCCUCCGUAACCACCAUUAUAGUCCAACUCCCUGGCCCCUACGGCCAACCAACUCAGAAGAAACUUGUAUCAAAAUGGAAGUGAAAGUUAAGGCUUUGGUCCACUCCUCUAAUCCAAGCCCAGCACUGAAUGGCGUUCGAAAGGACUUCCAUGACUUACAGUCAGAUAAUGUGUUCCAAGAACAAAAUAAUGGAUUAAAAAGUACAGAAUCUCAGAAUGGGGAUUUACAUCUUCACAUUGAUGAACAUGUGCCUGUAGUUAUUGGACUAAUGCCUCAGGACUACAUUCAGUAUACUGUGCCUUUAGAUGAGGGAAUGUAUCCUUUGGAAGGAUCACGUAGUUACUGUCUGGAUAGUUCCUCACCCAUGGAAGUUUCUACUGUUUCUUCCCAAAUGGGUGGGAAUGCUUUUCAUGAAGAGGAGGGUCAAGUGGAUCAAGAUGUGGUUGUUGCUCCAGAUAUUUUUGUGGACCAGGCAGUGAAUGGCUUGUUGAUUGGUACCACGGGAGUCAUGUUGCAAAGUCCAAGAGUUAACCACAAUGAUGUCCCUCCACUCUCACCUUUGCUACCUCCGAUGCAGACUAAUCAAAUCCAAAGGAACUUCAAUGGCCUGACUGGCACAGAUGUCCAUGUAGCUGAAAGUAUGCGCUGCCAUUUGAAUUUUGAUCCUAACUCUGCCCCUGGAGUUGGAAGAGUGUAUGACUCUGUACAAAAUAGUGGUCCUAUGGUUGUGACAAGUCUCACAGAAGAAUUGAAAAAACUUGCAAAACAAGGAUGGUACUGGGGCCCUAUCACACGUUGGGAGGCAGAGGGAAAAUUGGCAAAUGUGCCCGAUGGUUCAUUUCUGGUUCGAGAUAGUUCUGAUGACCGUUAUCUUUUAAGCCUGAGUUUCCGAUCUCAUGGUAAAACUCUUCAUACUAGAAUUGAACAUUCAAAUGGUAGGUUUAGCUUUUAUGAACAACCAGAUGUGGAGGGACAUACUUCUAUAGUUGAUCUAAUUGAACAUUCGAUCAGGGACUCUGAAAAUGGCGCGUUUUGCUAUUCAAGGUCUCGAUUGCCUGGAUCUGCAACUUACCCAGUGAGACUGACAAAUCCAGUAUCUCGAUUUAUGCAGGUGCGUUCCUUACAGUAUCUGUGUCGUUUUGUUAUACGUCAGUACACUCGAAUAGACCUGAUUCAGAAACUGCCUUUGCCAAACAAAAUGAAGGAUUAUUUACAGGAGAAGCACUACUGAAAGCUUAUGGGAUAUUUGCAUCUUGCACUUUGGGAACAACAACAAAAAAUAAAUAAAAAAGAGAUUGAAAUACAGUUUACAAACUUUCAUAACUAUCAAAUUUUUUUGCUGCCAUAACAAUAUUUCAUUUUUGUGUGUAAAGAAUAGUAAUGCAUUUGUUUUUUUUUUUUUUCUUGUUUUGUUUUCAGUUUUUUUGGGGGGGACAGUUUUUGUUCUUUUUUUAAGAAUGGUCUCAAGGUUUUUAGAAGUGUGAAAUAACUAUCUUUCAUAAAUGUGCAGAUUAAUCACAAUGUGAAUGAUCAAAUUCUCCUUAUUUUUCCUUAAGUCCUUUGCUGCUAUCCACUGUGAUUUUUAUGCAUUGAAAGCACAUUUCAUGUGUAUUCAACCAUAAGUAAAAAAUCAAAUGAAACUUGUAAAUGGAAUUUUUUUUUCCCCCUUGAAAUGGCCUAUUUUAUAACGAUAAUUGUGGAUAAAACAUACUACUAUGCUAAAUUAUAGAAUUUAGAUAUACAUUUAAAAUGAUUUCCUGGCAUCCUAACUAAAAAUUUCUUUAGUAGUACCCCAAUUUAGAACUUAUUAAUUGAUAGAGCUGUUUGAUGGAACACAGAUACACAGCCUGUCUUUGGAAAAUACCUUUUGCCUAAGUAACAUUAUGAUGUGUACACAAUUCUGGUUAUGAGGAGUUUUGCUUCAUUUUCUUAUAAUGUUUUCUUAUCCUUUUAAAAAUGGCCUUUGAAAAUAGUCUUUGAAAAUAGAUACAUAAUACAAAUGUGGAAAUUGUAAUACUUAGAUAAACAUUGAACAUGAAUCACUGAUGGCAUAAUUAAAAUAAUUUCUAGAAAUGGUCCUAAUUAUAAAAGCUAUGAAUUAAUCUAUGACAUAGACAUACGGUAAGACACCUAAAAGCCUCGCCUUCUCGAAGAUAAUUUCUUCUCUACGCCAUACUUCAAAAUGAUAGUUUUUUUAAACCUUUUUUUUAUGGAUUUCCACAUUUGAGGUUCAGUUGUACAGCUAAUUUUAUUUUGGUUGUGUUUUUAUGGGAGAGGGGACUUAAAGGUUAUACCCAUCAUUCACAUAAUUUUUAAAAUCUUUCAAACUGAAGAAAAUGGGCUGUGUUUUAAUAUGCCAUCAUUAAGUACUUCACUUACUAAAAGUUUCAGAAGCUGUCAUGAAAAGUAUGUUUCGAUAUAUGGAAUUUCAAAUUUGUUGAGGAAAUAUUUCUAACAUCUGACGGGAUACUGGGAUUCAGAGCCUAUAGUUAAUCUGACCUUCUUAUAAAGACUUCUGUAUUGGAAGCAGGGAGUCUAGAUUGCAAAUUUCUCUUUGUGCAAUAUUUAUCCUUGGUGUUUUCCUGGUUUUUCUCUCUGGCUGUACUGCAUUUGUGAUUUCAUUGUUAAAGGUGGCAAUGGCUAUUUUUUAAAAAUGAAUCAAUACUAUAUUUUUAGCUUGUCACCUUCCCCAUCAGCAGUUGGUAUGAGUUGCUGUUCAAUAAAAAUCAACUUGGAAAAAG